Homarus americanus (American lobster) is the source of this 3957-nucleotide messenger RNA. RefSeq names its product protein argonaute-2-like (gene AGO1). Bases 272 to 3100 code for a protein of 942 amino acids. The transcript has 19 exons. Gene Ontology annotation, molecular function: RNA binding; protein binding. The record is from RefSeq and is a predicted model, not a curated record. NCBI's taxonomy places the organism in Eukaryota, Metazoa, Arthropoda, Malacostraca, Decapoda, Nephropidae.
AGGAAGUCGUGAACGCCAUUUUCAACCUUUUCAAGUCUGAGAUUUCCAUAGUUUCGUCCUUAAAUUAGCAACUAUUGUAGAGUUCAUGUACCCUGUUGGGCAGCGUAAGUAUUCGUCAAGAGUCCCACUCCAUUAAAGUACAAGUAGCCUUAGACCAUAGUGAGGAAAAAGUGAAGAAUGUUUUGUUAGUAGGGCAGUGACACAACGGAACUAAGGCUUGACGUGACCUUGUUUGUGUGUGAUAUAUCAGACUGGCUGCUGCACCUGACCAAUGCAGCCACGACGAAUCAUGGCAGCACCUGGUCCUCCUGGCCCCCCCGGCCCUCCUACAGGCCCGGGGGGACCCCCAGGACCAGCUGGCCCCCCGGUGCCCCGCCCCCUGACGCUACCCCCUGGACCUACUCCUGCGCCCGGACCAAUUACUACAAUUGUGCCACAAGCUGCUGGCACACCUGCAGUGGCCACUGGAACUGGUAUUAGUGCACUGCUACCACCAGAGCUACCAACAUUUGUUGCACCAAGGCGACCUAAUCUUGGCCGUGAAGGCCGGCCAAUCACCUUACGGGCUAACCAUUUCCAAAUAUCUAUGCCCCGGGGCUACAUCCAUCAUUAUGAUGUUAGUAUCCAGCCUGAUAAAUGCCCCCGGAAAGUCAACAGAGAGAUUAUUGAGACUAUGGUCCAUGCCUUCCCCAGAAUCUUUAGCAGCUUAAAACCUGUCUUUGAUGGAAGAAGUAAUUUAUAUACAAGAGAUCCAUUACCCAUUGGUAAUGAGAAGAUGGAGUUGGAGGUAACUUUGCCUGGGGAGGGACGAGACAGGGUCUUUAAAGUAGCAAUGAAAUGGCUAGCACAAGUAAAUCUCUACACAUUAGAAGAAGCCCUUGAAGGGCGGACACGGACAAUACCCUAUGAUGCUAUUCAGGCCUUAGAUGUAGUCAUGCGCCAUCUACCGUCUAUGACAUACACCCCUGUGGGCAGGUCAUUUUUCUCUGCCCCAGAUGGUUAUUACCACCCUCUAGGUGGUGGUCGUGAGGUGUGGUUUGGCUUUCAUCAAAGUGUACGGCCGUCCCAGUGGAAGAUGAUGCUCAAUAUUGAUGUUUCUGCAACUGCAUUUUAUAAAGCACAAGCAGUGAUAGAAUUUAUGUGUGAAGUUUUGGAUAUACGGGAAAUUGGCGAACAGCGGAAACCUCUCACAGACUCGCAGCGUGUCAAGUUCACAAAGGAAAUUAAGGGAUUAAAGAUAGAGAUUACUCAUUGUGGUGCAAUGCGAAGAAAAUACCGUGUAUGUAAUGUUACCAGAAGACCUGCUCAAAUGCAAUCGUUUCCACUACAGCUUGAGAAUGGCCAGACUGUAGAAUGCACAGUUGCCAAAUAUUUCCUUGACAAAUACAAAAUGAAACUCAGGUUCCCACAUCUACCUUGCCUACAGGUGGGUCAAGAACACAAGCAUACAUACCUUCCUUUGGAGGUGUGUAACAUUGUUCCUGGCCAGCGGUGCAUCAAGAAGCUUACUGAUAUGCAAACCUCCACCAUGAUCAAAGCUACAGCAAGAUCUGCCCCAGACAGAGAGAGAGAGAUUAACAACUUGGUUAGAAAAGCCGAUUUUAACAACGAUCCUUACAUGCAAGAAUUUGGCCUAACGAUCAGUACAGCUAUGAUGGAGGUCCGGGGACGAGUACUGCCGCCUCCAAAGCUACAGUAUGGGGGAAGAACAAAGCAACAGGCUUUACCAAACCAAGGAGUUUGGGAUAUGAGAGGGAAGCAGUUCUUCACUGGUGUGGAAGUGCGUGUAUGGGCGGUAGCAUGCUUUGCCCCACAAAGGACAGUAAGAGAAGAUGCAUUACGGAACUUCACUCAACAAUUACAGAAGAUCAGUAAUGAUGCUGGUAUGCCCAUUAUUGGUCAGCCAUGUUUUUGCAAGUAUGCCAAUGGACCUGACCAGGUAGAGCCAAUGUUUCGGUAUCUUAAGAGUACCUUCACUGGCCUUCAGCUAGUAUGUGUAGUACUGCCUGGGAAGACUCCAGUCUAUGCGGAAGUGAAGCGAGUAGGUGACACUGUAUUGGGCAUGGCAACUCAGUGUGUGCAAGCCAAGAAUGUUAACAAGACCUCACCUCAGACGUUAUCCAAUCUUUGCCUCAAAAUCAAUGUCAAGUUGGGAGGCAUCAACUCUAUUCUAGUCCCAGGCAUCAGACCUAAGGUGUUCAACGAGCCUGUAAUCUUCCUGGGUGCUGAUGUAACUCAUCCACCAGCGGGUGAUAAUAAGAAACCGUCCAUUGCAGCUGUAGUAGGUUCUAUGGAUGCUCAUCCUUCAAGAUAUGCAGCAACAGUUCGGGUCCAGCAACACAGACAGAAUGGAUCAACAACACAAGGCCAAAGUGCCAGUGAUGGCUCGCGACCCAGACAACUGACAUUCGCGAGGACAGCACAUGACGAGGUGAUUCAAGAGUUGUCUUCUAUGGUGAAGGAGCUGCUCAUACAGUUUUACAAGUCUACGCGAUUUAAGCCUAAUCGAAUCAUCCUGUAUCGUGAUGGUGUGAGUGAGGGGCAGUUCCAGACAGUCUUGCAGCAUGAAUUGACUGCCAUGAGAGAGGCUUGUAUCAAGCUGGAAGCAGACUACAAACCCGGUAUCACUUACAUUGCUGUGCAGAAACGACAUCAUACCAGAUUGUUCUGCUCGGACAAGAAGGAGCAGAGUGGGAAAAGUGGCAACAUUCCUGCAGGAACCACAGUUGAUGUUGGCAUCACACACCCAACGGAAUUUGACUUUUAUCUAUGUUCACACCAAGGCAUUCAGGGCACUAGUCGUCCCAGUCACUACCAUGUACUAUGGGAUGAUAAUCAUUUUGAUAGUGAUGAACUGCAGUGCCUGACCUACCAGCUGUGCCAUACAUAUGUUCGGUGUACCCGGUCAGUCUCUAUACCUGCUCCAGCUUAUUAUGCCCACUUGGUAGCCUUCAGGGCACGUUAUCAUCUCGUCGAGAAAGAGCAUGACAGUGGAGAGGGGUCUCACCAGUCGGGUAAUAGUGAGGACCGCACUCCGUCAGCAAUGGCUCGAGCAGUGACAGUGCAUGUGGACACCAACAGAGUCAUGUACUUUGCUUAACUGCUCACUACACCUAGUCUGGCUCAAGGUUCACAACACCCAUUUGCAUGAUGAAGUCUCCUGGCCUCAUCUGCAGACCUACUCGUCGAUGGAUCCUCUUCAUUGUGGUCAAUUUUGUACUAAUAAUUUAAUGGGUUUGUUUAAUUUUGAUCUUUCACAGUUGAAAAAAUUUUCAUGACUUAACAAAGUCUUGCAAAGUGGUUUUGUUAGAAAUCUCAUUUCUUUGACAAUGAAAGUUUGUGUCUACUGUUUUUACUCUUUAAAAAGUAGUCAUGCACAGUACUUGAAUGACCACAUUUAUAAUGAGCUGGUCUGAUCCAGUAAUGCUGAAUUACUUUUUGUCCCCAGUUUAGGUAUGGGUCAAAGUAAGUUGGCGGCAUUCCUUCAAGAUUUAGAAGAUGGCGGAAGUUGUAGAUAAGGUGUUGAACAUUACAGUUUGUAUCUGAUAACUGGGACAGGUUUUAAUCCUACUCUACAAUUAGAGGUUACCAUUUUCUUUUGUAAAUUUUUUUUAAAGUUACACGUUGGAUUUUUGUAUUGUAGGAAUCUUGUACCUGGAGGAAGCGGUGUAAAGGCUAUUAGGAUGUACCUGCUGAUGUACCUCAUGCCAACAAUCAUGAUGGCUUACAUAGUACAUGUUAAGUCAUUAAAGACUACUUCCCUGACAGCAGCAUUAAGUCUGUAUUUUCAUUAUUUUAAUUGAAACUGAAUGGAAAUACAGCAUGAAUCCAUAUUUUGUAUCAAUGCACUUAUCAGGUGCACCAUCCCAUUCAAGUAAGCUACACUAUAAGUGACUCUUACACUUUGAUCAGCAACAACAAAGCUUCCAUAUGUGUACUGUUGACACCUUUUUUUUU